GGCGAUUUAGGCGGGCAAAACCAGGCCAGCAGUUGAACCAAAACCCCCCACAAAGCGGAGUCAAGCCGUGUUCUUAGCCCUGAGACUCAGCUGCCGCUAUUUCGUACACGCGGGACAUUUUGACUGUCAAUGUCCUUGGCCGUCUACGAGCACUCGUACAGAGUUGUCUGCUCAGGAUAUCCAUUGGAGUGCUGUACUGUAGCUCGCAGUAUGUCGUGGAGCCAGAGCCUCGUUUGCCAUCUCGCCAAGCCGGAGCUCGCUGCCGCGAUAUGUAGAUUUUCGGGAUCCGCUCUAAGAGAUACUGGAGUCAGGAUUGAGUCUGAUUACGGAGUACUCUUGGGCGUGCAAGACAAGCUUAUCGUCAACUGCGAGUCGGCGAAAGCUAUCCCGGUUGCUGCAGUGUUCAGCUCAGCUUGCAGCGUCCGCAACGUUUCCCAGCCAAUUCAACUCAGUCCCGCGGAGCAAUUGUUGCCGUUUGCCAUGACAGAAUUGGUGUUUUGUGUGUCGGGUCUAGGGACAAACGGAACUUUGUUACGGUCCCUUUGCGCUGGCACCAAUUUACCCGGCAAGGAAUCCCACGUCCUGGAGCAGACUAGCCACCGCAGGCAGAGUGGGAGGCAGAGUGGGAGGCAGGAGGAAAAGGACCGACAGAGUUCUCAGUUCUCUCUCGGUGCCCUUUUUUUCCUGGUCCGGCCUCUUGGCAGCGUUAACGUGGGACUGCUGCAUUUCUGGUGGUGGCCAGCGGCGAAACCUCGCCAUUCCGAGGGUGCCAACAUCUCUAGCGACAGCUUUUGA
Molecule: messenger RNA, 795 nt
Organism: Trichoderma virens Gv29-8
Lineage: Eukaryota; Fungi; Ascomycota; Sordariomycetes; Hypocreales; Hypocreaceae
Exons: 3
Coding region: 130-795 (221 amino acids)
Source: RefSeq, a predicted model, not a curated record